This is a messenger RNA of Opisthorchis viverrini, 5898 nucleotides long. RefSeq lists its product as hypothetical. NCBI's taxonomy places the organism in Eukaryota, Metazoa, Platyhelminthes, Trematoda, Opisthorchiida, Opisthorchiidae. The transcript is spliced from 21 exons. The annotation marks the transcript as partial. The record is from RefSeq and is a predicted model, not a curated record.
AAAUUUAUGUGGGCUACCACUGUUUUUCUUUCUCCCAAAUAGCGGACGUCCCGUUGAACCUCAACCAAGCUGUCCACGUGGGUUUUCUACAGAAUGGCGUGACGCGCUCGGGACGUUUGACAUACGAGUGCAUACCACAACACACGGUUAGCAUUUGCCGUCCCUCAUGCAUGAACGAAAAAAAUUCACGCGAAGGUGUCGUUGGGGAUAGCAUACUUUGGACAUUCCAGAGGACAAAAGAAAAUGGAUGGACCCGUAUUUACGAUGUAGUGAUUACCGGUCGCUUGUUCCAACAACCUGUUUCUUUGGAAGACAAAGCUGCUGACAUCACAUACCUGAAGCCCUACUUCAACCGAGCUCUUGGAGUCGACUACGAAAGAGAACAAUGUGCUGAACCUGUUUGGAAGCUAACGGAUUCAUCCGAAGCCAAUUCUCAGAUGCCUCCUGUAUCGAAAUUCCACCGAAAUGUUACCGUUUAUUUCGAUCAGUCAUAUUCGAUUGCCAAGGUGUCCUUGAUAGCAUCAGAAAUGGACAAUGGGAAUGAAGAAUGUGUCAUUCGGUUUGGUGGACGCAAAUCGGUAACCAAAAUCUUCAGUUUGAAAUCGGACUGCACAAUGGAGAACGAAACCAUCGGUCUUUAUGUCUGUUCCACACCAGACUUGAUGGGCUACCCAUUCACAAAUGCCACGAUCGAUGCGAAGGGACUGGUGCGCGUUCAUAUUUUUGGAAUGUUGUGGUACUAUCCGUCAGUCAAAAUCGUACCGUUUACAAAGGCUAUUGAUCCACAGUCCACAGAAGACUUGAAAAUACAAUGUGUUGCUUCCACGUGUCCUGAGAAGCACUCAAACUCGAAUUGCGACCAAUAUGGUCACAUCGUUCAAUGUGCAUAUUUGGAGUUGGCCCGAACACAUGAGCCUUCAAACGGCCAUGCGAUCCCAGAUACUGUGCUUGUCACAAACGGUCGGGUAAAACCAGAAGUGGCUGAAGUUAUAACGGAACUAAAAAUAGUCCAUUCUUCUAAAACCGAACUGGUCACUACAGUGCCACGAACUCACUCCUACUACGGACAGUACAAAUGCCGAUGUCAGACUGACGACCCGUUCACCUCCGUUGUGGAGUCAGUCGAAACAAAACUUCCAGCAACGGAGUUCGACCAGGACUUGGUGUUCGAGCGCAGUUUCACUGCAAAGCUUGAUGAGCAAGAGAUUCCGAACACUCUUGGAUUCCUUGAAAUGCCAGAAAUUACCGGUUAUUUCACUUUGAUUAUUUCGGGUCACAGUCUAACGGAGAACUUACAGCUGCGAGUGACGUAUCUCGACAGUGGGGAAUUUACCACAAUCACCGAAGAAUACGCGCAAACAAGUUCAGUGCAAGCGUUUCCUCUGGCCAAAGGAACCCUGUAUGCAUGGCCCAUUCGAGCCUACAGAAUAGUUCAGGAGAACGCUUGGCCAGAUGUGACCGAUGAGGGUUUGACUACAAUUGAGUGGGAAACCAAAGAUGAAGCAGUAACUGUCAGGAAGGUCAAAGAUGAACUGCGAACAAUAGUCAUCUCACCACAGCGCCAAAACACCGUAAGAGCGUGGGUAUGGAGAAGAGACUCACAUGUUGUGGAUAUCCGAGCUCAUUACCAAAAUGAACCGCACAAUUCAAGAGAGAAGAAGCUAUACCUUCAGCGCGUUUCCUGCUCUACCGGAGAGAAUCCAGAGCAGGUGUCAUCUGUCACAAUUAGUGGAGACGAAUGUAAGCGGAUUGUACGACAGGGAGAAGUAGAGUGUGAGAGAACCAAGGGCGGAUUUGCUGUUCAGUUCACUGUGACAAAUCCCUCGGCUUCUGACUCAUACCAUCUUUACGAAGUUAUGGAAGACCAAGAAUCGGAUAGAGAAUUGGCCAAAUCGACGAGUGUUGUUCAAGGUCUACAAGCUGAGCUAGAUGCUACUGAUAUUCGAAUAAAACUGGCCGGUAUCAAAGCAGAAUCAGAACCGGGCAGAACGCAGAUGGUUGUGGUAUUCACAAUUCAUUCAAAGUUAAUCACAGAUAACAGUGCGUGCCAUCCAACCUUCGUGAAGCUUCAGCCGUCGUGGCCAGUGUCCGAGAAACUGGAGCAACAAUUGGGGUCGAACCAAACUCAGUUCACUGUGGACGUUCCAAACGACCAGCAAUUGCUUACUUUUGAUCUGGAGGUUCGCAUAGAAGGCGGUGAUGCUUCUGGAAGUGAUAUAACUACGAAACGAACUUUGCAGUUGUUGAAUCCACGCCAUUUAAAACUAGAUUUAAAGCUGGACACCCAAGAAGAGACUGUUACAUGGACGUCACUUCCGGAGUCAAUCACCGAGGUUCUAGACAAAUUUAACGUGAAAAUGUGGAGUACAAAUAAGGUUUGUGGUAUUCGUGAGGAACAAACACCACCGAGAGUUGACCGACCCAUUGAAAACUUGAUGGCGUAUCGCAUAAGUUUAAUCGACGUGCCAAACUUCAAAUCGCGGGUGCUGGUUGAUCAUGAAAUUGAAGUCACACCAAUCUUUAAAACGAUCGAUGGAGAAUCAAUUAAAGGAGUGCCAUCAAACGUUGCUAUAUCUAAAGGAAAAAUUGGUCAGAGUGGCGUGAAAUGGGACAAAUCUGCGGCCAAUCGAACUGCCCGGAUAUACGUCAUACCCAGCCAGCCCGCAUUAUGCCUUCGGGACAAUCCGGCAAUUACCGUAAAGCUUGCUCUCCUGAUGAUGAGUCCAGGAACAGCAACGCCCAAUCAAUUGGUUGAUGGAUUUCAUCUUGAGGCCGAAGAGGGUGGGCUUGGUUCUGAUUUCGGAAAAUGGUACACAAUAAAGGAGCUUCAGCCGGGACGAAGAUACGAGGUCAAAGCAACUGUGCUUUAUCCAACGGGCAUUCAAGACGAGCGGUCUGCAGCUGAAGUGUUCUGGACAUCGGAUGCUAGUUAUCCUUUUACGCUCUUCUUGUAUGAUUUGCUAACCACCACCAAUUUAUCAAAUUUUACUUCCUCGUAUUUAGAGGUGUUUGUGUCAUCUAGUGAAGUUUCUGUAAAGCCAGGAGAUCGUCUCGAAAUUCAGUGCACAGGAGCUGUUGGCCCGAACGAUUCAUUGAAAAAACGCCUCGAGUGGAAGCGCGCGGAUGGCUCGCAGCUGCCGGAUGGAACGCGUAUUGAAACAGUCACUGCGACCGAAAGUGACCCAAAAAAUAUGGAGACAGUCAAACUCGUCUUCGAAGAGGUUGAAGCUGGUCAAGCCAACACGUAUGCCUGCUUCAUCAAACCUUCAGUAGCCUCUCAAGUCGGAGUGCAAUAUGUACCACCUACUGUCAGAGUGGUCGUGAAUGUCCUUGAGCUCGAUAUUCAAUCUCAUGUGGCGAAUGUAGCUGAUCCUAUCACGGUGCAAUGCCGUGCCCAUCAGGGAAGCACGCUGACGUGGACUUCACCGGGCGGCGCAGUGGUGCGUAAAGAUCGUCAGCGAGAGGAACCUUAUGUGACGGAUGUGAAAAAUGAACAGGGCACGAUUUCAUUGUUACAUAUUCCACGCGUGAAACUGGCUCAGACUGGUCAGUACUUGUGUAAACAAGAUGGGACGGACAAUCACCGUGCCUUCAAGCUGAAGAUGCAAGAAGAUGUCCGGAUUGUAGUUGACGAGGAUAGCUCACAGUUGGCUGGCGAAACUUUUUCAAUCACAUGCAAUGCCUUACUUGGUCAUGCGGAUCAGAAGGUCGAAUGGUACAGGCGUGAAGGUGAUGGCCAUCCAUGGACCCCCGUCUCCUAUGCAUCAUUGGAGGACGAAUCAAUAAAAAUCACUAACCAAAACGCUGAACUGUCUAAUGGAGAUAAUGUUCGUAGCUCCCAGUUGCGCAUGAUUAACUCUCCUGCCUCGGCCGGCGAAUUCGCAUGCGCACUGAAAUCAAUGUCCGGCGACAGUAAACAGUUUGCGAGGGAAACUAUGGAGCUUCCCAAGACGAGUGCAAGCGUUCAUUUAGAUUCCAUUCCAGUGAUUAAACUUGAUCGCGCCAGACGAGUAUCCAGACAACAGGUUGUUGUGAAGUGUACAGGUUUUCCAGCACACGAAGAAGACCAUCUUGAGUGGUACUACGUCUCAUCGACUGGCAACCUGGAAAUUCCAAUAGGUAAGAGGGACGAUAAGGAGGAACCUGACAAUCAAGAGCUUGUCCAACUUCUGCAAGCAACUAUGCGAAUUACAGACAGCACUCCAGCAAGCUGGCCUGGUCUGUCCAGUCCGGUUCUGUUGGCCGCAUCACGGAGGAUUGCAGCGCGCAAUGCAGAAAUCCUCGUUUUCACUCCGGAGGUGCUUGAGCUAACAGUUACAAAUGCUACAGAAACCGGAAUAGACCCGCGAUUGAUUGAUGGGUCUAUAAGUUGUCGCUAUCGACGACCGCGUGCUGUUAUGAAGAUAAAGGAGGGAAAGCUUCUUACACAAGAGGUGACGCCCUCAUAUAUUGAAAAAUUAAUCCAAAUCAAUCAACUACUUGGUUCGGAUUAUCCAUCAGAGGAAGGCAUCGUCGCUGCAGUCCUACAGGAAUCUGACGAAAACAAUGCAAUGCGUUUCGGCCAGAAGAACUCAAAGUGGCUACCUAUUAUCCUUGCAUUUGCUCUAAUUUUCUUGCAAAUUUUGUGACAUCUCAAUUCACGUUCUGUCUUUGAAUCGAUCAACGGAAAACUACUUCUUUUACUCCAGCUUCUACACCAAGCUCUAGGGCCAGAUUUUUCUUGUUGUCGGCUUGUCCAUUUCCCCGUCUUAUUCUUCGCGUACCUGAUUAAAUUUGACAACAUUUGCUGCUAAUGUCUUCAUAAGUACUUGUGUUACUAGAUCAAACUCAAAACCCUGACCCAUCCAUGUGUGAAGUUUCCGAAUACACCCCCCACAACCCAUCCGAAGCCCUACAAACCUUCCGGUCCCUUCGCUUAUCAUGCUUAUAUUAUAGGCUAGCACAAUCGCUUUCUUGAUAACAUACCAUUCAGUGAACCAGCUGCUCUACAUUCUUCAUUCAUUUCUACAUGCUAACACCUCGUGAUACUCUUUAUUCUUUUAAACAUCUCGUCGAACUCUCUUGCUGCGCUAUACAAACGAAUAAUAACCGAAUUCGGAUAAUCCACAGAUCCGGAGAUUCGGUGGAGUGAUUCAUGCUUUCGAUGUUUUAAUUUUUUUCCUUUAACCUCUACACCAAAACCCGGUCCCCAAGUAUUGCCUAUGCAAUCCUGUCCGAUGUUUCUCUUCUCCAUGUUUGAUGUGCUUAAAUUAGGAUACAAGUCAUGUAAAUAUGGAUGAAUUGUUCCAAAUAGGUUACGUCAAAUUGAUUGGAAAGAACUCUGUCUCUCUUUUUCCAUAACGGCGGAAAACUUUCCCCGGUCAGCCCAUGUGUGAUUCUUAGCGACUUAUUCCUUACAGUUGUUCCUAUCUUAUUAUCAGAUUUUCAAUUUUCACUUAAUAAAGACAUGGGGGUAACAUCUAACUGGCGAUGCGAAUACAGGUUAAAAGUGACAGUGGGUUAUCCAGGGCUUUUGGACAACUACCUCAAAUAAGGGAUCUCCUUUGAACGUGCAUCCGCCCAAAUGUUGCAGUUCAGUUUCGCGCUUUCCACCCGCAAAAUGAUCCAGAGGGCUUCGAAACCAUGUCCAUGCAAUUGAGUGUUGGUUAAUUUUCUGGUGUCUGGAUCACACGUGAUUGGAUUUGUUUCCGCCGUUUCCAUUGCUUUUGUUGAUUUUUUUGAGGUCCUAGUUACAACGAAUCGCUUAAAUCCGUCUAAUCUUCGCCGCUGCGUAGUAAUUAAAUGAUUCUCAAAAGUCGUAUUUCAAGCUCCUAUUGUUGUGGAACGUGGCUGAGUUUGUUGAUGGCAGCCGACUUUAUCACUAAAGAACCGGGUAAAACAGUUGGUAUCAUUCGAGGC